AUGUCCAACGAGGAAGGCUCCGUGCCCGUGCCUGGCGGGGGCUCGCUGUCGAAGCAGCCCAACUUCCGGCGCGAGUGGGACAAGGAGGCCUUCGAGGCCAAGGCCAAGGCGCGGCUGGCCGAGGAGGAGUCGCUCGAGGAGGAGCGCGAGCGCAAGAAGACGGCGCCGGCGCCGAUUGUGCAGCGCGCGCCGCUGCAGCGGCGGACGGAGGAGCUGCGGCUGGACAAGUUCGAGGGCUCGCGCCAGCUGGUGACGGGCGCGCAGGCGCAGGCGGGCUCCUUCAGCGCUGCGUAUCACUGCAAGGUCUGCGACUGCGUGCUGCGCGACUCGGCAAACUACCUGCUACACAUCAACGGGCGCAAGCACAACCGGAUGCUGGGCAUGUCAAUGCGCGCCGAGCGCUCCACGCUCGAGGAGGUCAAGGCGCGAUUCGACGCCCACCGCGAGGAACGCGACAGCAGCGCCGCCUCCGAGGCGACGCCCCGAGCUCCGAGCCGGCGCGGUCCGGGCGCGCCGGCGACGCGUCUGCGCGACACGUGCAAUAGGUGA
This is a messenger RNA of Emiliania huxleyi CCMP1516, 549 nucleotides long. RefSeq lists its product as hypothetical. Gene Ontology annotation, molecular function: zinc ion binding; nucleic acid binding. The transcript has 2 exons. Gene Ontology annotation, cellular component: spliceosomal complex; U4/U6 x U5 tri-snRNP complex. Lineage: Eukaryota; Haptophyta; Isochrysidales; Noelaerhabdaceae. The record is from RefSeq and is a predicted model, not a curated record. Bases 1 to 549 code for a protein of 182 amino acids. Gene Ontology annotation, biological process: mRNA splicing, via spliceosome.